AUCCUGAACCUGGAUAAAGCUUAUUAUUGUACUCUACACUUUUUUAUCCGUUAUAAGCUUAAAUAUAUAUAUUUUGUCUUAGCAACUUAGCCCACGCACAGCUGGGAGGUGGAUUCCCACAUUUGCUAACUGGCUUUGCUGCUCCCAAGAGGAAGAAAAGCUCCAGCUUGGACGUUGAGGGUCUCCUGAAUCCAGAGCUCAUGGGGUCACACUAAGGAGGAACCAGAAGUCAGGUCUGAAGCAGCAGUGAAUUUUUGGGGAAUUUGAGACUAAAAACUUAAUAUUUUGUAGACCAUGAACAUAAUUGGGAGCUAUCAGCACCACCACAUGAUGCCUGAGCCUUUUAUGUUCACCCCAAGCUCAAGAUGUCACCAGGAGAGACCUUUUUUCCAAGGAUGGGUGCUGAAUCCUGGAGAGAUGUCCCCAGAGUUUGCAAACCAACCCCCAUACAGUCCAGAAUAUGGAGCUAUGGGACCUUCCCAGGCAAACAGCCGAAUGGAGGCUCUGGGGGGAAGGUUGGGGAGGAGGAAAGGAAUUCCCCCCAAAAAAGAAAGGAGAAGAACUGAAAGUAUUAACAGCGCCUUCGCAGAGCUCCGAGAGUGCAUCCCCAACGUGCCAGCAGACACCAAGCUCUCCAAGAUCAAGACCCUCCGGCUGGCCACCAGCUACAUCGGCUACCUGAUGGACGUGUUGGCGAAGGACACCGAGGUCGGGGGCACGGAGGGCUUCAAGGCUGAGAUCAAAAAGAUGGACAGUAGGGAGAGCAAGAGGAAAAGAGAACCGCAGAGUGAAGGAUUUUGGGGUGCAGUCCCAUCUGGAGAGAAGAAAUUAAAGGGAAGGACAGGGUGGCCCCAACAGGUCUGGGCCUUGGAGCUGAACCCCUGAACCCCUGAAUCGGUAGAAUGCACUGUUAAUGUCUUGCAGAUCAGAGAGACAAGAACAUAUUAUUCACUGAGCACUCUUCAGGCUGGGUUGGGAGAAAGACAAGUAGUCUGUAUUUAUGUGCAAUGUUUUAUUUUUUUAUGUAGAUUUUUUUUUUUUUUUUUGCAAUUAUAAAACAUGAAUACAAUUUCAAAAGAAAUCAGAAUUGUGCACAAAUGACUGACAAUUAUUAUUAUUAUUAUUAUUUUUUGGUUCUGCAAUCUUGCCUGAGAAGCCCAACAUUUAAAGGACUUUGAAAGAAUCUAUUUGUAAGAAGCCAGAGGGUGUGCAAUACACAAUAUAUCUGGACUAUAUUUUUGGGUAUAUUUUUUUUGUGUUGAUUUUUCACCUUGACUCAGGGAUCUGUAUUUUUGGGGGAAAGUAACCAAAAAUGUUACCUGUGUGAGAAAUAAUAUUAAAGGUAAAUCCUUUAGCUUUAAAAAAAAAA
Messenger RNA from Spea bombifrons (plains spadefoot toad), 1369 nucleotides. RefSeq names its product heart and neural crest derivatives expressed 1 (gene HAND1). The coding region runs from base 295 to 885 and encodes 196 amino acids. The record is from RefSeq and is a predicted model, not a curated record. The transcript has 2 exons. Lineage: Eukaryota; Metazoa; Chordata; Amphibia; Anura; Pelobatidae. Gene Ontology annotation, molecular function: RNA polymerase II transcription regulatory region sequence-specific DNA binding; protein dimerization activity; DNA-binding transcription factor activity, RNA polymerase II-specific. Gene Ontology annotation, biological process: regulation of transcription by RNA polymerase II; heart development.